AUGUUGCUACCACUUCUGGGAGCCUGUGCUGUGGUAGGUCCCUUCCAGGGCCCGGAAUGGGAGCCAGUGAGGGGCUUCCUGUCCCAGGAUCAAAGCUGCAAGGACCCCCGGUGCUGUGGCAAUCUGCUUGUCUCCUGCCUCUUUCUGAUCUGGCAGAUCCAACAGUAUUGGUACCAGCGCUCCAGGAGCAGGAAGAGGAAUGCCAACAAGAUGCCACCACAGAGACGGAGAGUGCUGUCUGCCACCCAGGACACUUUCUUUGGGAUGAGUCCUGAAUUCUUUACCCAUGGAAAUAACCGGGCCCUGGAUGUUCACAUCCAACAGUGGCUACAGAAGCGGAGAUGGGAGUACCGGAAGAGUGUUAGACAACAGUGGGACCCCCAGUACCUGCUGUCUCCCCAGAAGCCAUGCCAAGACCUGCCUUGGGAUGUCCACACCUCCACAGAGCCCAUUUUUUGUACCUCUUCCUUUUCAAGCACUUGUCUUCUCCCUCAGGAUGAUUCUUGGGAAGCAUGGCAGUUACCCUGGUACCUCAGGGAUAGUCAGGCCCACCCUUCUCUGGCCAUAUGUCAACGAAUGGAGCAGCUGUUGGCUCCUUCACAUAAGUUGGUGCCAGUGGAGCCUGUCAGCCUGAGGUACACCUCCACAGCUUUAGCCUUCUCUCUUCCAAACGUCCCUCCUGCUCAGAGUUCGAACUUCUGCCUCAGAGAGUUUCUGCCUGAUCCUCUUAACCAACAAUUGGAAACACCCAUCAAAGAGUGUUUGGAGAGCCUACAAUUUCCCUUAGUACCAUGUUGUAAAACCGAGACAGUAGGCAGAGAAUACAGCGAGGAGGCCACUCUGCGAUAUCUAAACAAGAGAAAGAGCAGACGGGAGGAGUCCCAGGAAGUGCGAGCAUCUGGAGCCUUCCUCCCAAUAGACUCUGGAGUAGAGGAGGAUGGAGAGGCUAAAGCCCUGGGGUACAGAAACCAGAGGCAGGAAAGAAAGGGAACUGAUAGUGAGAUCUCAGUGCCUGAGUGGGAGGGGCAAGAUCAGGGGAGGGUUACAGACAGAGAACAAAGUGAGAAACUAGAGAGGAAAGACCAGAGGGAGCCUGGGGAUGACAAACCUUCCCAGGAUCAUACGGAAGAGAACCAAGAACAGUUCAGAUGUAAAACUGACAUAGCAACUCAGACACCAGAGUGGGCUGAGCAGGAGGAUGCUGUGGAGACUCCAGCACUGGGGGAGAAGGAGGGAGAAGCCAGAGGGAAGGAAGAAGCAGAGGUCAAGGCCCAAGGAUUGGAAACUCAGGACUGGAUGGGAAGUAUGGCUGCAGAGAAUCUCCAAAUGUUAAAGGGGAGGACGCAAGACCAAAUUGGAGGUCACAGUGGCACAGAAACAGAGGCAGAGGAAGGAAGGGACCAGGACCAGAUCGGAAGCGAGGAUGGUCUGAAAAUCCAGACAUCUGGAAGGGAGAAGCUGGGAGAAUUCAAACAACAGGACAACAAAGAGACCCAGGCACUGGGGUGGGAGAAACAGGGAUGCAUUAGAACUAAGGAUGAGGUCGAGCCUCCAGCUGGGGAGCCUGGAGGGGAGAGCAGCAGUGAGACCCAAGCAUCUAAGGGAGAGGACCAGAAUCCGUCCAGACAGGAAGCUGACCUGGGGAUGAAGACCCUCAGGGAGGUAAGAGAAGAGGACUGGGUGGUGAUCCAGGCACCAUGGUGGGGCAGCGAGAGGCUCGGGCUGAUUGCAUCGGACAGAAGACUCAUGAUACCAUGCUGGGGAGACCAGAGCCAGGUCAGAGGCGACAUCCCAUCACUGGAAGGUGACCGAGGAGAAGGUGGAGUUGCUGAUGCAGCAAAUCAGGUGACACCUGAGGCCGAGGAGCAGGCUCAAUCCAGUGAACCUGACAUGGAGGCUUACACAGUACCGAGCCAGGCUGAGGAAACGACUGGACAGGAAAAUGGAACGGAUGCUCUGGUACAAGGGAAGAGAAACCCGAGAGGGGUUAACGGCCCAGACGAAGCACAGACCCAGAAACCUGGGGAAGAAGAUCAGGGUCAGUUGGAAAAUGAGUCCCAUAAAAUGAUUCUCGGACCAAAAUGGAAGAUUCAGAAAAAGGUUAGAGGCAAUGAUUGUAUAAAUAACCAGACAAUUGAGGCGGAGAACUGGGUGGAGCUAACACGUAAGAAAGGUGAUCCGACUCACCCGUCAGGGUGCGGGGAAGCUGAGGAGGGUGAGGGUGAGGAGGGCACUGAAGGGAUGAAAAUCAUGAGAGGAGGCAGAGGGGAGGAAGGGAUAGAGCUCAAGGCAGCCGUGGAAGCAAGCCGGAGCCGGUCAGCUGAUGUGGGUACAAACACUCCCUCAUCAGAGUUAGAGAACCAGAAGGAGGUGGGGAGCGAGGAUGGAGCAGAGGAAUCUCAGGUCCCAGAGCAGAGAAACCAGCGAGAACCUGGAGAUGAUGAUGGAAAGACCCAGAGACCUGAGAGCAAGAACCGGGGACAGUCGUCUGAAGCUGGAGGGAGCUGCGAACAGGCUGAGGGAGAGAACACUUCAGAAAAUGGGGCAUCGGAGAAGAAAAACUUGAGAGAGAUGCAGGGACCCAGGAGAGAGGAUCAGAGGCGAGGUGAAGGUGAUGGAAAGACCUACCAGUUAGAGCGGAAGAACCAGGAGAAUUUUAGAGAUGGGAAUGAUGCAGAGAUUCAAAAGCAAGGGAAGAGAAACCCAGUAAGUUUCACAGGAGAUGAUGGCUCAGAGACCCAAGCCUCUGUGGGAGAGGACCAGAGACAGUCUGACUGUGAGACCGAUGAAAAGAUUCAGACACAGAAGCAACCAAUCCAGAGCGUGCGCAGUGAUACUGCUACAGAAAUUCAGGAUGUUGGGGUCCAGAGAAAACGCGGAGCUAAGGACCCUAAACUGUCUGAUCCAUCCAGGAGAGCAGACAAGAGCCUGGUCAGCAGGAAGGACAUUGUCAGGCCCAGUCCCCCAAAUGACUCUGCUGGGAGGGAGGGGCCCACAAGCCGGAAGUUCAGCUCGGCUCAGGCGGCUUCUCCCACUUCCGGAUGUGGAACCCCUAGGCACAAGCAACCAAUGGCUGGAAAUGGUGUAGCCUCUUCUCCCUGUUCUGAAAAACAUCUAAGUAGCCAGGGCACAGCCCCUGCCCGGAAGCACAGACGUGACGUCAGUGAAAGAGCCCAGAGGGCCCAACCUGGAUCUCAAAGAAGACAAGAAAGGGACAAAAGGGUGGACCCAGGAAAGGCGUCCAGCCCGACCUUCGAGGGCCCCUACCCACAGUCACAGGCAUCCUCUGUCUUCCCCGCUCUCCUAUGUCCCCAAGUCUCCCAAGCUGCCCCAGCUCUAGCGGGCCUGCCAGUUGCUCUCACCACCCUCCACAAAUGGCCAGCCCUCAAGAAGAGCAAACACCUGCUCCUGGAAUCCCUCAUGAAGAGGAGGAUUGCACACCUGAGGUGGGGCCUCCCUCGACGAAUUCUGGAGUCUUACUUGCUUUUUCACUUCUUAGAAUCCUGCUCAUUGCCGAGGGCCGGGGUGAGGCUGCCUGGAUUACGCACAGACCAGGAACGCCAACGGCAGCAGGAACAACCUUGUGAGUCCCAGGCAUCCCUGUUAGGCCUCGAGCCUCAAGCCAGGUCUCAAAGCCGUCCAGUUCUUGAAAAAAAGUGCUCUAGACUUUGUACCCAAGUCCAUGCUCUGGAGAAGCGUAGACCAACGAAGGCGGAGCCAAUGGGCAGCUCUGUUCCACCUAAGAAACCCAGGAGAAUUCGACCACCAGGGGGAGCAAGAGAGCCACAGAUCCAGGAAGAGGCGCCGAAGGCCAAGAUCCCUGCUCCCCGGAAUCCCAGGCCCCCGGUGGAAUCUAGGAGCUGGCAUAACCCAGGAGCAGUCCCAGAGUCUUCCACUGAGGACAGCAGAAGCAGAAAAAUGGUUAGGUCUGGAGCGGCCUCCCAUGUGGAAGCGAAGACUUCCAGCAGAGCGAGGGCCUCAUCCUGUCCAGAAGGCUACGACCACGGGAAGAAGGAAUGCAAACCAAGGGAAGCCUCUGAGCUCCCCACUGCCAAGUGUCAACAGCCCUCAUGCGGAAGAAGUGAAAGCGUGGGACCCUCAGAGGACAAAAACCGAGCCUGUUCUGCGCAUACCUCCGGCUUCAAAGGGGGAAUCCACUCUGCUGCAGCCAGGCUGAGCAUGACCAUCUGGAACAAGAUGUCAUGGUCGUCGACACAGCUGGCUAAGCCCCAGCACGCAACCCCCUUUCUCAGCCUGAGGAAUCCUACCCCACUUAACAAAGUGGGGGCUCCAUACACGCAGGAGGACAACAGCAGAUCCCCCACUGCUUUGGAGAAGGACCUUGCGCCACCAGGGCAUUCUUGUACAGGAGUCACUGUUCCUGAGGUAGAGCGCUACCAGGAACAAGAGACACCUGGGAGUUCCAAGGGGGCGCCACCAAAUCCAGCCGUCUCACAAAAGUUUGGUUUUAUGAGGCACUUGAGAUAUUUUCUCAGACAGUACAGCCUUAAAAAGUAG
This is a messenger RNA of Apodemus sylvaticus (European woodmouse), 4518 nucleotides long. RefSeq lists its product as uncharacterized. The coding region runs from base 1 to 4518 and encodes 1505 amino acids. Lineage: Eukaryota; Metazoa; Chordata; Mammalia; Rodentia; Muridae. The record is from RefSeq and is a predicted model, not a curated record. The transcript has 2 exons.